AUGAGGCUGCAACAAAAGGCAGCAAGGAGCCCUCUUCAAUCCAAAAAGAGGGGGAAACGAAUAAAAAACCCAGCAAUUUCAGCUGCUGAAAUUCCCCCAGAAGUUACAACAUCAGGUCAGCAUUCUACUCAGCUCCACAUCAACAUACCAUUAGUGGAAGCUUUGGAGAAAAUGCUAACUUAUGUAAAGUUUGUGAAGGAUAUUUUGAUAAAGAAAAUGAGGCUUGGCGAGUUUGAAACAGUUGCUUUGACAGAGGGUUGUAGUGCUAUGUUGAAAAGUGAAAUUCCACCUAAAUUGAAUGAUCUGGGCAACUUUACAAUUCCAAUUUCUAUUGGGGGUCGAGAUGUUGGAAGAGCUCUUUGUGAUUUGGGAGCUAGUAUUAAUCUCAUGUCUAUGUCUAUUUUUAGGAAGUUGGGAAUUGGAGAAGCAAGACCAACCACCGUCACUUUGCAAUUAGCGGAUCGUUCCAUGGCUCAUCCGGAGGGAAAAAUUGAAGAUGUGUUUGUACAAGUUGAUAAGUUCAUUUUUCCGGCCGAUUUCAUUAGUCUUGAUUAUGAAGUCGAUAGAGAAGUUCCUAUUAUUUUGGGGCGGCCAUUCCUUGCGACCGGGAGAACCUUGAUUGAUGUGCGAAAUGGGCAACUCACUAUGAGAGUGAAUGAUCAAAAAGUCACUUUUAAUGUGUUCAAUGCUAUGAGAUUUCUGGAUGAGAUUGAAGAAUGCUCCCGUUUGAGUGUAAUUGAUUCUAUUGUGGCUGAAAAAUUUCACAAGGAAGUGUGGAAAGAUGAAAGGUUAAUAAGUUCUCUUGAAGAGCUUGAAGCUAUGAGUGACGAUGAAGAAACCCAAGUUGCUUAG
Molecule: messenger RNA, 852 nt
Organism: Cannabis sativa
Lineage: Eukaryota; Viridiplantae; Streptophyta; Magnoliopsida; Rosales; Cannabaceae
Exons: 2
Coding region: 1-852 (283 amino acids)
Source: RefSeq, a predicted model, not a curated record